UGGUGACUGGCUAGAGUGUUACUGACAUCAUAACAUACAGCUGUUGACUUUCUAUUGUCUCUGAGUCCUCGGCAAGUGCUUUAGUCUACUCCCGCAGCACUCUCCCAAUGCCUGACUAAUCAGCCGGCUGUGUGUGUGGUGAGCUCUGUAGAGGAGCAAUGCAGAGCAUCAGUUUACAGAUACUAUGGAAGGUACAUCUUCAUUCACUCUGUAUGAUGAAGCAAAUACCAAUACGAUGAAGGCCACUGAAAGGAAUGAUAUAUUUGAUCCAAGACAGUCCAUUUCAGUCCAGGAAUCUACAGUGGUGACAAGGACAUGGGACUCCUCCUGCCAGAUUCCAAAUUGGUCAAGACAAUUGACAUCCUGGUUGACAACUGUGAGAAAGAACCUUGGAUUAUUUUAUUUUAUUUUUGUGGGACACCACAAUCCCAAAUCCAUAGAACACAUCAGGCUUCAAGUUCCCUGUAGAAUUCUAAAAUAACCUUUGCUAAUGAGGAUGUCUGAUACUGUUACUGUAAAAAAUGAUACUGAAACAAUGAAGGAUUUGGAGGCAGAAGUGAAAGAUACAACCGGAGUUGAAAAUCUUAUCAAAUCUGAAAACUAUGGGAAGAUUUUGGCAGAGAAGAAUGAACGUUGCAUUGACAACAAUAUUGAUUUGCAGCGGCCACUGCAGUCAUUUGGACAGACAGGAAAAAGGUCUAAGUCAAGCUCAAAGUUAAAGCUAGUUCGGAGCCUUGCAGUGUGUGAAGAAUCUCCACCACCCCCUACAGCAGAGAUAUCACAGGAGAACCAGGAGAAAAUUCAGAUCCAGUUAACACAAUCAUUUGAAAAAGAGGAGAAGCCCUCAAAAGAUGAAGCAGAAAAAGAAAAAGCCAGUGAUAAGUUGCCCAGAAAAAUGUUAUCAAGAGAUUCCAGUCAAGAAUACACUGAUUCAACUGGCAUAGAUCUACAUGAAUUUUUAGUAAAUACAUUAAAAAACAAUCCCAGGGACAGAAUGAUGCUGUUGAAAUUGGAACAAGAAAUUUUAGAUUUCAUUGGUAAUAAUGAGUCUCCACGUAAAAAAUUCCCCCCAAUGACAUCUUACCAUAGGAUGCUAUUACACAGAGUCGCUGCUUACUUUGGAUUAGACCACAAUGUUGAUCAGAGUGGGAAGUCUGUCAUAGUAAACAAAACUAGCAAUACAAGAAUACCUGAUCAGAAAUUUAAUGAACAUAUUAAGGAUGAUAAAGGUGAAGACUUUCAGAAACGAUAUAUCCUCAAGAGAGAUAACUCUAGCUUUGACAAAGAUGAUAACCAGAUGAGAAUACGUUUGAAAGAUGACAGAAGAAGCAAAUCUAUAGAAGAAAGAGAAGAAGAGUACCAGAGAGCUAGAGACCGAAUAUUUUCCCAAGAUUCCCUGUGUUCCCAAGAGAAUUAUAUUAUUGACAAAAGAAUCCAAGAUGAGGAUGCUAGUAGCACCCAGCAGAGGCGCCAGAUAUUUAGAGUUAAUAAAGAUUCUUCAGGGAGAUCAACAAAUAGCCAUCAGAGCAGCACUGAGAACGAGUUGAAGUACUCUGAACCACGACCCUGGAGCAGCACGGAUUCAGACAGCUCUCUCCGAAACUUCAAGCCCGCUGUAACCAAAGCCAGCAGCUUCAGUGGAAUUUCAGUUCUGACAAGAGGUGAUAGUUCUGGAAGCAGCAAAAGCAUAGGCAGGCUUUCAAAAACAGGUUCUGAGUCUUCUGGUAGUGUAGGGUCAUCUACGGGCUCUCUCUCUCACAUCCAGCAGCCUCUUCCAGGUACAGCUCUCAGCCAGUCUUCUCAUGGCGCACCUGUCGUCUAUCCAACUGUCAGCACUCAUAGUUCUCUUUCCUUUGAUGGUGGCCUAAAUGGGCAAGUCGCAUCUCCUAGCACUAGCUUCUUUUUGCUUCCCUUGGAAGCGACAGGCAUACCACCUGGCAGUAUUCUGAUCAACUCACAAACAGGUCAGCCCUUCCUAAACCCAGAUGGGAGUCCAGUUGUGUGUAGCCCUCCUGUGACUCAGCAGCCAGUUAGAGCCCAAGUGCCUGGACCUCCACAGCCGCCUCUGCCAGCACUGCCACCUCAGCAGCAAGCAGCCCAUCACAUCUUCUCACAGCCUAUUCGUCCUCUGCAGCCCUCUUCACAGCCUGUUCAGUACUCUACAGCCCCUUACCCAUCCCCGUUCCUGCCAGUCUCACCCACCCAGCAAUACUCCGUGCAGGACAACCUUGGGUCUCAGUUUAGCCACAUGAGUCUUGCCCGCCAGCCAUCUGCAGAUGGUUCUGAUCCUCACGCCACCAUGUUCCAGUCCACUGUUGUUCUUCAGUCCCCACAGCAGUCUGGUUAUAUCAUGACAGCAGCCCCUCCACCACCGCCGCCACCGCCUCCUCCUCCGCUACCACCUGGGCAGCCAGUCCCUACUGCUGGCUAUUCUGCCUCUGGUCAUCCUGUCAGCCAGCCUGUGCUCCAGCAGCAAGGAUAUAUUCAACAGCCCUCUCCACAGAUGCCAGCCUGUUAUUGUGCUCCAGGCCACUACCACUCCAGUCAACCUCAGUAUCGCCCAGUCCCUUCUGUCCAUUACAGUUCACAUCUAAACCAACCACUGCCACAGCCUGCACAGCAGGCAGGUUAUCAAGUUAUGCCCAACCAGCAGCAAAACUACCAGGGGAUAGUUGGAGUUCAGCAACCCCAGAGUCAGAGCCUAGUUGGUGGCCAGCCGAACAGCAUUGGAAAUCAGAUUCAAGGAGUGGUCAUCCCCUAUCCUUCAGUGCCAUCAUAUCAGGUUUCACUGCCUCAAGGUUCUCAAGGAAUUGCCCAUCAGACUUAUCAACAGCCUGUUAUGUUCCCUAAUCAGUCUAAUCAAGGAUCUAUGCCUACAGCAGGAAUGCCAGUUUACUAUAGCAUCAUUCCACCUGGCCAACAAAAUAAUUUAAGCUCCUCAGUGGGUUACUUGCAACCUCCAGGAUCAGAACAAGUCCAGUUGCCUCGAACUACUUCACCAUGCAAUUCCCAGCAGCUUCAAGGCCACCAGUGUGCAGCUGUGCCACCUCCACCAGCUGGUGGCGGAAUGGUGAUGAUGCAGCUCAGUGUACCAAACAAUCCACAGUCUCGUGCCCAUUCACCCCCACUGUGGAAGCAAAACAAAUACUACUGUGAUCACCAGAGAGGACAGAAGUGUGUGGAAUUUAGCAGUAUAGACAAUAUUGUUCAGCACAGUCCUCAACUCAGUAGUCCCAUUAUUUCACCAGCUCAGUCGCCAGCACCAGCUCAGCUGUCUACCCUGAAAACUGUCCGUCCCUCUGGACCGCCACUUUCCAUCAUACCCCAGUUUUCUAGACCCUUUGUCCCUGGGCAAGGAGAUGCCAGAUACCCGUUACUUGGCCAGCCCCUGCAGUACAACCCUCCUGCUGUUCUGCACGGACACAUACCAGCCCAACAGGGUCAGUCUGGCAGCAGGCAUGGAAACCGAGGAAGGAAACAAGCUAAAAAAGCUGCAUCCACCGACCUUGGUGCAGGAGAAGCAGUUGUUGGGAAGGUCUUGGAAAUUACUGAACUACCAGAUGGAAUAACUCGCAUGGAAGCCGAGAAGCUUUUUGGGGAACUCUUUAAAAUUGGCGCCAAGAUCCGGUGGCUCCGGGACCCCCAGUCCCAGCCCCAGCUGCGUCGUCACCCCCUCUGCUGUGGCAGCGGGGACAGCACUGUCAACCCCGAACGCUCUAAACCCAGUGACUUGGCCUCCACGUACACUGUCUUAGCCACAUUCCCCUCCAUCUCCGCCGCGCAGAAUGCUCUGAAGAAACAGAUUAACUCGGUUAACAAGUUUAAGCUGAGAACGAGCAAGAAGCACUAUGACUUUCACAUUUUGGAAAGGGCAAGUUCUCAGUAACAGCCACCUUGGACCCAUGGCCUUUGUGAUUCCCCCGUCCUCUCCCAUCUUUAACUGGCUUGGUAUUUGGAGCUUCUGUUAACAUGAUAGAGACUCCUAGGAUGUGUGGUCGUGGCGUUAACAACUUCUGAAGACAGGCCAGUGAUCCAGCCAAGGGGGGAAAGUUCACCCCAAAUGACUGUAGGAAUCCACAUCGGAAUGAUACAGAGUUAGCAGCUUUUUCUGAGGAAAUGCUGUUCAACUGCCUCCUAACUUUUAUAGUUAUUUUGUUUUAUAUUUCUGAAUUCUUGUAUCAGAUCCAAAGCUCUAUUGUACAGCAAAUUAUUCUUCAGAAUGAUUACAAACAGUUGCAACCUGUAUUUCUUUUUUUGCAGCCAGCACAGUGUGACCCAACAUAGAAUUUGGGGGAAAAAGAAUGCAGGAGUGUAAUAACCCAGUCACAACCAUGCACUGUCUUUGGGGGGCUGGAGGGUGACUAAGGAGAGCCCACAAAUAGAAAAUUACUCUUCCCCUGUAUCUCUAAACACAGAAACAAUUUCCAGAAAAUAUAGAACUCCCUCGUAGGGUCUUUUCCUUAUUCACUUAGGUCGUAUGAAUAUUAAGGGUAAAUUAAAUUAUGUUCUUAAUGCCUCUUAAUCAAACCACUUAGGUUCAAAGGGGAAUAGGAAUCAUUCUAGGCAGGAAAAUACUUCCACUUUUUUUUUUUUACAUCUCCCUCCAAUAAUUAAAUGCCACUUAUUUUCAUUCCCUUCCUUGUGGAUUUUUUUUGUCACCUGAGGAAAUGCAUUUGAUGAAUGCUGGAAACUUCUUCAAGUGGUUUAGAAUGUGUUUUCAUUGUUUGCAGCGGAUCACUGGACAUCAAAGAUUCAUUGCACUUAUGAACAAGGAACCUUUUUUUCAAUUCGCAAGGCUGUACAAUGUGUGCUGAUGCAAGCCUUUUUCAGUUCAAGAGAAUAAAUGUUUACAAAUGUAUACCCACUUUGUCUUUUGUAAAUUAAAAUCAUGUUUUUCAAUGAGAGUCAGUGUUGAAGACUUAACCUGUCUUGAAGAUUUCAAUUUCAGACUUAAGGAAGAUGAAAGACAGUAAACUGCCUCGUUUUACAAAUAUUCUACAAAGCAUCACUUUCUCUGUCGGAGUGUUUCUUGUGGGUAUGACUCAUGUCAUUUCGUUCUCUCAUAAGUUAAUUCCAGUCAAUUGUAGACAAUUUUGAGUAUGAACAAACUUAUAGUCAGAAAAUAGAACAUGAAAAUAGGAACAAAUAGAACAUUUCAUCUACAAUGAAAAUAGAACAUUAUGUUCGGUUCGGUAAAGAAUUUGUGUUUUUAGCUGGUAUUUUGAGCACCCAGUUGUCCCGUUUAACUCAAAUACUUUAUAGAAAGCUUUCACCAUUUGUUAGCCCAGCAAAGUCAAACCGCUGAGAAACCCAGAGUAGGGGUCGGAGGCAGGGCAGUCAGCCAUCAGCCUGACUGGCUUCCAGCCCAGGCUAGGGGUUUACUUUGCAACUCAAGAGCAGUAGGUGCGAACCAGGCUCUGGUGCAGAUGUUCACUCCUUCUAGAGCAUUUGCAAAGCCCUACUUCGUCCCGGGGAAUCCCGGACUUCCCCACAGGCUGGUGCAUUCCAAUUAUGAAUGUUGUGCUCCUGGGAGAAGUGGGAGCUGCCUUUAAACCAUGUCAGAUUAAGGAGCCAUACACAGAGAAAGAAGAAUGAGGACUGUGAGAAUCGCUCACUUUCGAGGACUGGUGAAUUUAAUUUUUGACUGUAGAGAGUCAGAGAUGGAGAGGACAUGUAAUUAGGGCCAACAUUGCAGCAAGAAUUAUUAUUUAAUCAUGGGGGUGGAAACAAAACUACAAUCCUAUGGUCUAUUUCAAUUCUCUGAAUAUUUUCUUUAACUUUUGCAGUAGUAAGCCUGGUAAACCUAUGUAAGGUUUUUUUUUUUUUGGACUUUUUAAAGAUCUAUUAGCAACUUUCAAAUGUACAACACAGUAUUAAUGACGAGUCAUCGUGCUGUACGUUACACCUAAAGUUUUGUUCUAGACCCUUGGUUUACCCUGGAGGAGCUGAAGACUGUCCAGAGGAAAGCGGAGCAAGGCUACUCCACCCCUGUCCCCUGACAGUCACAUGGGAAUACUGUUGACAUCACCCCACCACCACACACGUUACAAAACUAUGCACGCAUUCCCUACACUAUAUUCUCCUGUUUUGAUCUAAAAUCUGAUUUCACCUAUAGAAAAAUGAUGGGAGGAAGAAGCACACACAGGAGGCAUUUAAAGGUGUGAUAUGGCCCAUACCCUAAAGCUUCCUACAGGCAGCUUCAGAUGUCCCACAGUCCUGGCUGUGGGUUUUCCCAGAGCACUGACCAUAUUUAGGGGAAGGUAGUACUUCUAUCAGUAAGAUGAGUUAUUCUUACCCGUGCCAAUAUUAGCAGCUCCAGCAGCCCCUUGGGGGAUGAUAGAGGGUAUUUAAUAACUUUGUGGGCAUUUCUGCUACCUUAUGUAUUAGAAAACUGAGAAUAUGGCUUACGGGUUUUUGUUGGUUUUUUUUUGGCUGUGCUGGGUCUUCGUUGCUGUGUAUGGGCUUUCUCUAGUUGCGGCGAACGGGGUCUACUCUUUGUUGCAGUGCUCGGGCUUCUCAUUGCGGUGGCUUCUCUUGUGGAGCACAGGCUCUGGGUGCACAGGCUUCAGUAGGUGCAGCACGUGGGCUCAGUAGCUGUGGCUCACGGGCUCUAGAGUGCGGACUGCGUAGUUGUGGUGCACAGGCUUAGUUGCUCUGCAGCAUGUGGGACCUUCCCAGCCCAGGGCUCGAACCGGCGAAGUCCUGGCUUACGGGUUUUUAAGCCUUUGGUCCACAAAGAACAUGGAUAUAUUGGGUAUGUUUUUGUGAAUCUGGAGUACAAAGUGUGUUUGCCAACAGUAAUUUAAAAGAAUUAGCUUGUCAUCUGAGCUGACAACAAAGUAGGGAUCUGAACCCUCCCCCAAGCUAAGAAAUUGGUUUUUUUUUUUUUUAUUCCACCAGGGAGGGACCUGUGACCUGUGAAUAGUGUGGAAACCUACAGGUCUCAAUAGAGCCCACAGUACCAGAGUGGCUUGGGAAGGGUCAAGCCAGCACAUCCACAGCUACCUCGGGAAGCAGAGAGAGUUGGGUUCUCCACAUCAGCAGCAGCAGAAAGAAUGCAAGUGUAAGACCAGCAGAGGCCAGCCACAGGGCCUGUGUGAAGGCGGCUAGAUCCCCACAUUCCCAGUCUCCUGCCUGCCCAGCAGAUAAUAACAUGUGGUAUGUAUUGUCUUUAAAGGCAAUGAGCACAGAUUCUAUCUUCUAUUGGUGACCAGUGUUGCGCUAGCGUGAAGGUGGCAGGGUUCAAAGCUGGCCCUGUGUUGCUUGGAAUUCUCACAGCCUUUAUGAGCUGAUGCUAAAAGAGAACCAGAGACUUAGGUGCACUCAUUCAGCUUAUAGUCCUUAACAGCCUGAGAAACAGGCAGACACAGCAGCCCUUCUUAAUCUACCCCCAUGGCCACAUGUGCUCCAGCUGCAUUUUGCAUAUGUGUAAGUCAUUUUCCCCUUGGCCACAUGUGCUCCGGCUGCAUUUUGCAUAUGUGUAAAGUCAUUUUCCCCUUUAGUGUCUACACUUGGAUUCAUGUUGGUUUGAUUUCACCAGCAUAAAAGUAUUGGAGGAGUGUAAGGAAAAGCCUGUAGGACCUAAUCAGAAAACUGAAGAUGUUGGUUCUUUGCAGGGGGAAGCAUUGAAAUAGAUAAAUCAUCAGCUACAUUAGCCCCCCCCAAAAACAAACAAACAAACAAACAAAAAACACAGCAUUGUUUCAGUUCUCUCUUGCUGCUUAACAAAUCACCCAAAUUUAGUGGUUUAAAGGACCAAUCCUAUGGGUCAGGCUCAACGAGGACAGCUUGGCCCUUCUCCACCUGCUAUCAGCUGAGCUAGGCUGGAAGUUCCAAAGUGGACUCACAUGUCUGGGCUCCAUGCCUCAGUUCUCCAUGUGGACGCUCUCUUCUCGAGGUAUCUCAUCCUCCAAGGCAUCUCUGUCCACAUAGCUUUCUCCAGCGUCAUGGCCUGGACUUUAUAAAUAAGUCACCAUGCUGUACAUUGACUCCCCAGAACUUACUCACCUUACAACUGGAAGUUUGUACCCUGUGACCUCCUUCCCCCAUUCCUCCCAGCCCCAUUCCUGGCAACCACCAAUCUAUUCUCCGUUUCUAUAAAUUCAGGGUUUUUUUAGAUUCUACAUGUAAGUGAGAUCAGACAGUAUUUGUCUUUCUCUGACCUACUUCACUUAGCAUAACUUCCUUAAGGUUCAUUCAUGUUGUUGCAGACGGCAGGAUUUCUUUCUUUUUCUGUGACAGAAUAAUUAAAGGCCUCUUAAAACCUGGUCUUGUAAGCAGACAGGGUAGGGGGUCCCUGGAGAAAGACAAGCAGCAUGGCUUUCUUGACAUAAGAGAAGCCAUUUUGGCCUAAGCCAUUUUUGAUGUAAACCUGGCCACAAUGCUUGCCCUUGAACAGGUCUCAGUAAUAACGAUCUUAAGGAAACAAAAGAACAAACUGUUAACAGGCAAGAGAAGCGACAAUAGCAAAGAUAAUAAAUCAGUAAAGACUUCCAGUUCUAUUUCAAUGGUAAAGAUAGCCUGAGCACUUUAUUGAGCUGUCUUGCAGAAUUUCAACCCCCCUGUCCAGCACUCAACCACUAGAUCAACUGGAACCUAAGAGAUGAUGCAUAAACAAAGGAAAAGCAGUCAAGAAACAAUAGUUCAGGGGCUUCCCUGGUGGCGCAGUGGAUGAGAAUCCACCUGCCAGUGCAAGGGACACAGGUUCGAUCCCUGGUCCAGGAAGAUCCCACAUCCCACGGAGCAACUAAGCCCGUGCACCACAACUACCGAGCCUGCACUCUACAGCCCACGAGCCACAGCUCCUGAGCCCGCGAGCCACAACUACUGAAGCCCGCACGCCUAGAGCCCGUGCUCCGCAACAAGAGAAGCCACAGCAAGGAGAAGCCCGCGCACCGCAACGAAGAGUAGCCCCCGCCUCACCACAGCUAGAGAAAGCCCGCUCGUGUCUGCUCGCAGCAAGAAAGACCCAACGUAGCCAAAAAUAAAAUUAAAUCUUUAAAAAAAAAAAAAGGGAAAAAGAAAGAAUAGUUCAGUGAUAAAACAGAGUCCUAUUUCCUCUUCAAGGGAUGUACCUAGCAAUCUGAAACAUAUCUUUGAGUUCUGCAGGAAGUAAGGCUCCCACCCAGGUGGCGGAUGGAAUGAUGAUGUUGACCUUUCCUGACCUUCAUGACUUCAGUCAACCUUUGCCCCAGUUCUGUCUGUGCUGAAUUCUUCUCUGCACAAGCCUUUCACGAAUAUGUAUGUACCCUUAGCUUAAAACGUACCCAAUUUUACUGUUUGGGGAGACACUGCUUUGGGAAAGAUCCCUGGUGUUCUCUUUAUUUGCUGCAAUAAUAAAUCCUUCCUUCUCCCA
This is a messenger RNA of Globicephala melas (long-finned pilot whale), 9355 nucleotides long. NCBI's taxonomy places the organism in Eukaryota, Metazoa, Chordata, Mammalia, Artiodactyla, Delphinidae. The record is from RefSeq and is a predicted model, not a curated record.